UUUAUAACCUCAUUAAAAUAUUUGGUUAUUGUUCAACAACCUUUGUAGUAAUAUUGUAUAAAUACUUAACACAUUUCAACAUUUUUUUUCAUCACCAUCUUCUUCUCAUUAACAUUACAAAAUUAAAGUUUUCUAAGAGGAGAAGAAUGGCUUAUCAAAUGAUAAGCUUCCGUAGUCAAACAUGUUUGUUAAUAUUUCUUUUUGGUUUUGUUGGCUUGAUCUCUUUUCCAGUUGAAGCAGCACUAAAGAAAUACCAAUUUGAUGUUCAAAUGAAGAAUGUGAGUAGACUAUGCCAUGCAAAACCAAUUGUAACAGUAAAUGGAAGAUUUCCAGGGCCAACAAUUUAUGUUAGAGAAGGAGAUAGAGUACAAAUCAAUGUCACCAACCAUGUAAAAUACAACAUCUCAAUUCAUUGGCAUGGACUAAAACAGUAUCGUAAUGGUUGGGCUGAUGGGCCAGCUUAUAUAACUCAAUGUCCUAUCCAAACUGGUGGAAGCUACACUUAUGAUUUCAAUGUGACUGGACAAAGAGGAACUUUAUGGUGGCAUGCACAUAUUCUUUGGUUGAGGGCUACUGUUUAUGGUGCCAUUGUUAUCAUGCCUAAACAAGGGACCCCUUUUCCUUUUCCACAACCAGCUAGAGAAUUUGAAAUUGUGUUAGGAGAAUGGUGGCACAAAGAUGUUGAAGAGAUAGAAAAUCAAGGGAACCAAAUGGGUUUGCCGCCAAAUAUGUCGGAUGCACAUACAAUCAAUGGAAAGCCGGGACCACUUUUUCCUUGUUCAGAGAAACAUACAUAUGCAAUGGAGGUUGAGAAAGGAAAGACAUAUCUACUAAGAAUCAUCAAUGCAGCUCUCAAUGAUGAACUAUUUUUUUCCAUAGCUGGUCACAACAUGACAGUAGUUGAAGUUGAUGCAGUUUACACAAAACCAUUCAUAACACAAUCAAUUCUAAUUGGUCCUGGUCAAACCACAAAUGUUCUAGUCAAAGCAAACAAAAUUGCAAGUAGAUAUUUCAUUGCUACAAGAACUUUCAUGGAUGCACCACUCUCAGUUGAUAACAAAACUGCAACAGCUAUAUUUCAAUACAAAGGAGUUUCAAACACUAUAAUUCCUUCAUUACCUACAACACUUCCUAAUGCAAAUGACACAAACUUUGCUUUAAAUUAUGGCAAAAAAAUUAGAAGCUUAAACUCUGCUAAAUACCCUGCUAAUGUUCCUCUUAAAGUUGAUAGAAACCUUUUUUACACUAUUGGUUUAGGCAUGAAUUCUUGUCCUACAUGCAUCAACGGAACGCGUUUAGUUGCAUCACUUAAUAAUGUUACUUUUGUGAUGCCAAAAACCGCGCUUCUUCAAGCUCAUCACUUUGAUAUCAAGGGUGUUUUUAGAACUGAUUUUCCUGAUAAGCCUUUGGCUCCUUUUAACUAUACCGGUGCACCUUUAACGGCGAAUCUUGGUACUGUAACAGGGACAAGAGUUAGCAAGAUUGCGUUUAAUUCUACUGUUGAGUUGGUUUUGCAGGAUACUAAUCUUCUUACUGUUGAAUCACAUCCUUUUCAUCUUCAUGGUUAUAACUUUUUUGUUGUUGGAACUGGUAUUGGUAAUUUUAAUCCUGCUAAAGAUCCUGCUAAAUAUAACUUGGUUGAUCCUAUGGAGAGGAACACCGUCGGUGUUCCCACCGGUGGUUGGACCGCAAUUCGAUUCAGGGCUGAUAAUCCAGGUGUUUGGUUCAUGCAUUGUCAUUUGGAAUUGCACACUGGUUGGGGAUUGAAAACUGCUUUUGUUGUGGAAGAUGGGCCAGGACAAGAUCAAUCUGUUUUGCCACCACCUAAAGACCUUCCAAAAUGCUAGGACCCAUGAAAGAAAUUAUCAAACAGUUCUUCAGAUUGUGUGGAACAGUACUAUUCAAUGUGUAAUAAUUGACUUUUGUUAUCUGCUAAUGUUGUUGCCUGCAAAAAUUGCAGUUAUUUUUUAAUUUCAAGAUUGAAUGUGAGAAACAAUGAAUGCAAAGAUUUGGACAAUGUAUAAAAUUGUUAAUUGAUUUCUUGUUA
Trifolium pratense (red clover) is the source of this 2047-nucleotide messenger RNA. Its product is annotated as laccase-11-like. Gene Ontology annotation, cellular component: apoplast. The transcript is spliced from 6 exons. The record is from RefSeq and is a predicted model, not a curated record. Gene Ontology annotation, molecular function: hydroquinone:oxygen oxidoreductase activity; copper ion binding. Bases 147 to 1847 code for a protein of 566 amino acids. Lineage: Eukaryota; Viridiplantae; Streptophyta; Magnoliopsida; Fabales; Fabaceae. Gene Ontology annotation, biological process: lignin catabolic process.